AUGGCAGAUCAGUGUACCAUGCGCCUGAUGCGGGAGUUGAGCGCGCUCGAGAGAAGUGAUCAACUGGGUGAGCCAAAUUCCGAUAACCCACAUCAUGAGGUGUCCUUGAGCGCGCCGCUAAUCGUGACAGCGAUGACCGUGCACUAUAAAGAAGAGAAUGUCCGUGAGAUCAGCGCCUUGCUUCUCGGCCCCCCAGGCACACCAUACGCCCUUGGUUUCUACGAGUUCACAUUUUCGGUUCCCAGCGACUACCCUGCAAGUCCACCCACAGUUCUUAUCAGGACCACAAACCAGGGCAAAACUCGUUUUGGCCCAAACCUUUAUGCCAUGGGCAAAGUCUGUCUCUCGAUAUUAGGAACAUGGCAUGCAUCCCAUGGCGAAGAGUGGUCUGCGGCCCAGGGGCUAGAAUCGGUGUUGUUAUCCAUCCAAAGCCUGCUGUCCGCCACGCCCUAUUUCAACGAACCGGGCUAUGAGGAUCACAAUAAGGAGUCUGACAGACAAUAUAUCGAGCUGUACAAUUCCAAAAUCAGGCAUGAGAAUCUCAGACUCGCAGUCAUCCAGCCACUGGAGGAAGCGCUUGGCUUAAUAGCGCCAAAGUCAAUGUCUUAUUGUCACAGGCUCAAACACUCGCAAAUGGCCAAGUCCAAGACCCUCGAGACACCAGAGGGCUCCGAGAGUGAAAGACAGCCCGGUCACCAUGCAAAAAUCACGGAGACAGGCCCGUUUGAUGAUUUUCGCAAGCAGCGAUUUCUGUGGUACCUAGAACAGUAUGAAGAGGCUGUUCAGUACGGCGUUGAAAAGGAGGCUAGCAGACAUGGAACGAGAUUCCCUUGCGUGUCCUUCGAAUCUGGAGGCAACGCGAUGAACGGUGAAUGGAACUACCCAGAUCUUCAAAAGCGAAUGAAUGUGCUCGAAACCAAGAUCCUGGAAGAGACUUAUGCAUGGCCAGCGGAGGGCAAGAGGCUUGCUGAAGAGGAUGCGGGCAUCGCCGUGAGCUUGCGCGCACAGCAUGAGCAGAUUGUGUCAGGACUUGCGCGGCGCGCGGACUCCAUCGUGGAUCUGACUUUGGAGCAUGAUAACCCAUUUCUGUGGAAACUUGUCUACUUCGGCCGUCCUAUGACUCAAUACGACGGCGGUAUCCUCAAAAUCAAGAUCUACAUCAGUCCUCGUCACCCCGAUGAGCAGCCACGAGUGUUUGUCGAAACACCUCUCUUCCACGUGCGCGUUUCCACCCGGAACGUGUUGAUCUAUCUCCCCGCACGAGCCGAGGAGAUGAACCGUCAUAUCGAUGGCAUAAUCAGUUCAAUAGAAGAAGAUUCUCCGCCCUACAACCCGUUGAUGACUGUCAAUCAAGAAGCAACGAAGCUGUUCUGGGGCUCGAAGGACGAGCAGAAGCGGUAUCACCGCAAGCUGCGUCGCUCUGUUGAAGAGAGUGUUGCGUAA
Messenger RNA from Penicillium maclennaniae, 1443 nucleotides. Its product is annotated as ubiquitin-conjugating enzyme E2. NCBI's taxonomy places the organism in Eukaryota, Fungi, Ascomycota, Eurotiomycetes, Eurotiales, Aspergillaceae. The transcript has 7 exons. Gene Ontology annotation, cellular component: nucleus. Bases 1 to 1443 code for a protein of 480 amino acids. The record is from RefSeq and is a predicted model, not a curated record. Gene Ontology annotation, biological process: negative regulation of apoptotic process. Gene Ontology annotation, molecular function: ubiquitin conjugating enzyme activity; cysteine-type endopeptidase inhibitor activity.